AUGCAAGAUUCUCUAGUGACAAUAGCUAUCAAUGUCUUUUCAGCUAGAAAUUUACCAAAAGCAGAUCCAACUGGACUAUCCGAUCCUUAUGUUAUUUUAACUUAUACAUCGUUAAAAGAAGGAGAAUUAGUUAAAAAAAGAAAAAAAACUGAAACAAUUAAAGAAUCACUUUCACCAACAUGGAACAAUACAUUUAUAUUAAAAAAUGUAGCUUCAGAAAGUAUUUUAACAUUUAAUUGUUUUGAUUGGGACAAUGCAUUUAAAUUUAGUUCUGAUGAUUUUCUUGGUAAAUUUAAAAUUAUGGUAGAAAAGAAUACCAAUUAA
This is a messenger RNA of Entamoeba dispar SAW760, 324 nucleotides long. RefSeq lists its product as uncharacterized. The record is from RefSeq and is a predicted model, not a curated record. Lineage: Eukaryota; Evosea; Mastigamoebida; Endamoebidae. Bases 1 to 324 code for a protein of 107 amino acids. The transcript has a single exon. Gene Ontology annotation, molecular function: calcium ion binding.